Molecule: messenger RNA, 2787 nt
Organism: Carassius auratus (goldfish)
Lineage: Eukaryota; Metazoa; Chordata; Actinopteri; Cypriniformes; Cyprinidae
Product: adenylate cyclase type 2-like
Exons: 22
Coding region: 1-2643 (880 amino acids)
Biological process (GO): cAMP biosynthetic process; intracellular signal transduction; adenylate cyclase-inhibiting G protein-coupled receptor signaling pathway
Cellular component (GO): plasma membrane
Molecular function (GO): adenylate cyclase activity
Source: RefSeq, a predicted model, not a curated record
AUGGCUGGUCAGAGGAAAUGUUAUAUUCAAAUGCUGGUGGCGAAUGCAGUGCUGUUUGUGUGUGUUAAUGCCGUGGGUGUGUUUCACCUGUGGCACACUGAACACGCUCAAAGGAAGUCCAGCAAGAAACGGGAAGAUUUCAGCAGAAACCGCGCCACACAAGCCAAACAGAAACGUGACCAGGAGCAUCUUCUGCUGUCUGUGCUGCCGCGAUACAUCGCCAUGGAGCUGAAGACGGAGAUCGUCAAACGUCUGUCGGCCAAAUGCAGCACCGAAGAGAACCUACCAAACUUCCACACUCUCUACGUCCGACAACACAGGGACAUCAGUAUCCUGUACGCUGAUAUCGUGGGCUUCACGCACCUGUCCAGCACCUGCACACCUGAGGAGCUCGUGGCCGUCCUCAACAAACUCUUCGGCAGGUUUGACGACAUCGCCAAGAAGAACGGCUGUCUGCGUAUUAAGAUCCUGGGCGACUGUUAUUACUGUGUGUCGGGUCUUCCUGAUCCGAUCUCUCAUCACGCUCGCAACUGUGUUCAGAUGGGUCUGGACAUGUGCACGGCCAUAAAUAAGCUGAGGGAGGCGACGGAAGUGAACAUCAACAUGCGUGUUGGCGUGCACACGGGUAACGUCCUGUCCGGCGUGAUCGGUCUUCAGAAGUGGCAGUACGACGUCUGGUCAGAUGACGUGACUCUAGCCAAUCACAUGGAGUCUGGAGGAGUGCCUGGGAGAGUCCACAUCACAGAGGAGACGUACGCUCACCUGGACAGGAAAUACCAGGUGGAGGAAGGAAACGGCGGGAGUCGCGCUUCCACGCUGCAGGGAAGGAGAACGUUCCUGGUCAUCGAUCCUUAUGCAGAAAACUCUGACACGACACCGAAGACUCAUGAGCUGAAGGUAGACAGCAAGCCUGUGAACCGUCAGAAGCUCCGCGCGUCGGUUCGGAUGUCACAGUACUUGCAGUCCUGGAACAGCGUCAAACCGUUUUCUGGACUCAACCAACCAGAGGCUUCACUCACAGCCCCACCCACUUCUAACAGCAUCAGCCAACCACAAUGUCUGGAAAAUGGACCGGUAGACUCAUUAGACUCUCUGGGAAAUGAAAAGGAACGAGUGAAGCUGAAUAGUGUGACUUUAUUUUUUAAUAAUAUUAAGCUGGAGAAACAGUAUUCGUUAAGUGAAGCCCAGGGGCUUCAUCGCUCUGUCAUAUGUUUGGCCUUCAUCUUCAUCUCUGUGUUUGUGGUUCAGAUGCUAAUCUCGCAAAAAAAUUUUGCGCUGGCGGUGUCAUAUGGCGCCACUUUCCCUGUCCAAAUACUGAUUGUGCUUGUGGUCUUCACUAAAUUCAUGAAGCGCUGGCACUCUAAGUUUCCCCGCAGCAUCUGCUGGGUCUCGACGCUGUUUGAAGGUGUGGCCACCAGGGCGGCGCUGCGGCUGCUGCUGGUGAUUCUCUGUCUGCUCAUCACGCUGCUCAUGGCAGUGCUGAACAUAGUUUUUAUCCAAGGCGAUAACUGUUUAAAUGUUUCCCACAAUGCAACAGUACUGAACACUCUCAAUCUCUACACUGUGCCGUAUUAUCUGUACUGCUGUCUGCUGGCGAUGUUGGGUGUGAUUGUGUUUGUGCGUGUGAGCAUGUCUGUUAAAGUCUUCCUCCUGACCCUCGCUGUGGUGGUUUAUCUCGCACUCUUCCUUCACGUUUACGCGCCGCGCUCCGACUGCUACAUCAAACAGCUCUAUAGCGACAACAGCACGCCAGGAGUUCUUAAGGAGCCCAAGAUCAUGUCUGGCAUCUGGCUGGUCAUUUUCUAUCUGAUUUCCCUUAUUCUCAUGCGACAGGACGAGCUGGGCUCUCGGACCGAGUUCCUGCUGGAGAAGUGCUUUAAUAAAGAGACGGAGGAAAUGGAGACCACGAAGAACGUCAACAGACUCCUGCUGCAGAACCUUCUGCCAGAACACGUCACAGAAUUCUUCAUCGGCAAAGACAUCCAGAACCAGGACUUGUACAGUAAGUCAUGCGAGUGCGUCUGCGUGAUGUUCGCGUCCGUGCCGCAUUUCUUCAAGGAGUUUUACAACGAGAGCAGCGUGAACAACGACGGUCUGGAGUGCCUUCGCUUCCUCAACGAGAUCAUAUCAGACUUUGACGAGCUGCUCAACAAGCCCAAGUUCAGCGCUGUGGAGAAGAUCAAGACCAUCGGCAGCACCUACAUGGCUGUGGCCGGACUGACCAAUCCUGCCAAGACAGAGGAGAUACGAACGUGUGACAAGACGUACAGUCACAUCCGCAGCAUGCUGGACUUCGCCGUCGCUCUGAUGGGGAGACUGGAGAACAUCAACAUGCACUCCUUCAACAGCUUCAAACUGAGGAUCGGUAUAAAUCACGGUCCUCUGAUCGCAGGCGUCAUCGGCGCUCAUAAACCUCAGUAUGAUAUCUGGGGAAACACGGUUAAUGUGGCCAGCAGGAUGGACAGCACCGGAGUCCUGGAUAAAAUACAGGUGACGGAGGAGACUGCACAGGUGGCUCAGAUACUGGGCUUCAGCGUGACUCUGAGAGGAGUGAUCAACGUGAAGGGCAAAGGUCAGCUGAGCACGUACUUCAUCAACACCGAGCAUCUGAGCACUCAACAGCAGUCGGACACAUCAGUGUGACCAGUGUUUCACGGAGGUCCUGUGCAGUACCAGCCUCACAGCCAUGGCUCUACACAAACUCAACUAGUCUGCACUUAGAUUUAACCAAUUCUAGUACUUUUACAAAAAAAUCUUAACUGUAAAUUUUUGGAAAUUGAGGUUUAU